CAUUUAGCUCUGUCACCCAAUUCUCACUGAACAUUUCGCGAGACCCCUUUGAAUCGAAUCUCUAGGGUUUAUAUCUCACCGGACAAGAGAUUUCUCUAUCUGAAACUGUUUAUUCCCGUCGAUUUGUUUUUGUUCCGGUUUGUGAAGUUAACUUGCCGCAGGCAUGGCGAGUAACCCGCCUCCAUCUGGUUCACAGCCACAUUGGUCACAUCCUGCGUCUGGAUCCAUGGCUCCUCAGAAUUUUGCUCCUCCAUAUCCUAUGCAAUUCCGUCCUGCCGCACAGGCGCCACAAGGCCAACAUUUUAUGCCGCAACAAACUACAUCACAGUUCCAUCCAUCAGGACAACCACAAAAUAUGGGAAUGCCUCCAGGUCAAGGUCAACCAAUGCAACAGUUUAUGCCACGGCCUACACAACCUGGCCACGGUGCUCCAUCCUCAUAUCCUCAAAGUAUGCCUAUGCCAUCAGGCAUGGCACAGCCUCAGUCAACUCCUCCAGGCCAGGGAGUUCCAUAUUCAUCAUCACAUACUUAUGCUCCAUCUUCGUUUGGCUUGCCCCAGACAGGCAUCAGCAUGCCACCCCAGUUCCAACCUUCCUCCCAAAUGCCUAUGCCUGUUGGUUCUGCUGGGGCACAACCGUGGAUGCAUUCAAAUCAAGGUACUCCUGUUGUUGCACCACUGCAGCAAGGCAGCUUGGAAUCCUUCCCCACCACUGCAACUGUACCAGCUGUUAAUGGAUCUAGUUCUGCCCAACAGUCUGCAUCUGAUUGGCAAGAAUAUGAUGCUGCUGAUGGCAGAAGGUAUUAUUACAACAAGGCUACAAAGCAGUCUAGUUGGGAGAAGCCUCUUGAGUUGAUGACCCCUCUAGAGAGAGCUGAUGCAUCAAGUGUUUGGAAGGAAUUCACUACUCCUGAGGGUAGAAAGUAUUAUUACAACAAGGAGACAAAGCAAUCAAAAUGGACGAUACCCGAUGAAUUGAAGUUGGCUCGUGAACAGGCUGAAAAAGCUGCUGCUGAGACAUCACGGCCGGAAACGAAUGCUAGCUCUGCACCACCCACAGUUAGUGGUUCUUCUGGUGAACAACCACCUGCAGCGGACAACUUGCCAAAUUCCACUACAUCAAUAGGAGCUGCAGUGGGUUCGAGUCCUGUCCCAGCUACUCCAGUUGCUUCUGAUACUAAAUCUCCCAUUGUGUUGGUCUCUGAAACAGGAGUCACACCUGUAGCGCAGACACCUGUUGCAAGUACAACUGGAGUGUCAGUGGGAGACACAGUGUCAUCCUCCCCUUCUGAUGUUCCAGUUAAAUUGUCAAGCGCGAGGAUCAGCUUGGAAACUCCUUCAUCACAAGUGGGGUCAAGUCCCUCAGUUGGGGCUUCGGUCCAAGAUGGAGAGGAAGAGAAAAAAGAAAUUGCUGUUGCAGCUAAAACAAAUGUGGCACCGGUUGAAGAGAAAACAGUGGAUGAUGAACCUGUCAUAUAUGCCACCAAGCAGGAGGCAAAACAUGCCUUUAAAGCAUUAUUAGAGUCUGCAAAUGUGGAGGCUGAUUGGACCUGGGACCAGGCUAUGAGGGUGAUAAUUAAUGACAAAAGAUAUGGUGCUCUGAAAACGCUUGGUGAAAGAAAGCAAGCAUUCAAUGAGUACUUAAUGCAAAGGAAAAAGAUAGAGGCCGAGGAGAGGCGUCUCAGACAAAGAAAAGCAAAGGAGGAGUUUAUGAAGAUGUUGGAAGAGUCCGAAGAACUCACAUCAUCCACACGAUGGAGCAAAGCAGUGACAAUGUUUGAAGAUGAUACCCGGUUCAAGGCUGUUGACCUAGAAGUGGAUCGCGAGGAUCUCUUUAGAAACUAUCUUGUGGACCUUCAGAAAAAGGAGAAGGCAAAGGCUCAGGAGGAGGCUCGUCGAAACAGGCUGGAAUUUAGGCAAUUUCUGGAAUCAUGUGAUUAUAUCAAGGUGGAUAGCCAGUGGCGGAAGGUUCAAGAUCUUCUGGAAGAUGAUGAGCGGUGUACACGCCUGGAUAAAAUAGAUCGGCUCGACAUCUUUCAGGAUUAUAUUCGUGAUUUGGAGAAGGAGGAGGAAGAGCAGAAGAAGAUACAGAAGGAACAACUUAGACGAGCUGAGCGUAAAAACCGUGAUGCAUUUCGUAUGAUGUUGGAGGAGCAUAUUGCUGCUGGCACUAUUACAGCAAAAACAUCCUGGCGGGAAUAUUGUCAAAAAGUCAAGGAUUCUGAGGCUUAUGAGGCAGUUGCAUCAAACACUACUGGUUCCACCCCCAAAGAUUUGUUUGAGGAUCUAACAGAAGAAUUGGAGAAAAAGUAUGAUGAAGACAAAACCCAAGUAAAGGAUGUUUUGAAGCAGGAAAAGAUUACAGUUGCUUCAACGUGGACAUUUGAAGACUUUAAGUCUUCUUUUGGAGAUAAUACUGUUUUGUCCUCCAUAUCUGACAUUAAUUUGCAGCUAGUAUACAAAGAUCUUAUUGAUCGAGCUAAAGAGAAAGAAGAGAAAGAGGUUAAGAAACGUAAACGUCUAGCCAAAGAUUUAACUGAUAAAUUGAGCACCAUAAAGGAAUUAAAUAUGCUAUCCACGUGGGAGGAAUGCAAACCACUAAUUGAGGAAAGCUCAGAGUACAGGUCCAUGGGAGAAGAAGACCUCUGCAGAGAAGUAUUUGAUGAAUAUAUCUCUCGUUUACAAGAGAAGAUGAAGGAAAAGGAGCGAAAGCGAGAGGAAGAAAAGACGAAAAAGGAGAAAGAGCGGGAGGAGAAAGACAAGAGAAAAGAUAAAGAAAGAAAGGAGAAAGAUAAAGAUAGGGACUGCGACAGAGAAAAGGAGAAGGGGAAAGAUAAUUCAAGAAAGGAUGAAGAGACUACUGAAAAUAUGGAUUCUGUGGAAUCUCAUGGAUACAAAGAUGACAGAAAACGGGAAAAGGAGAAAGAGAAGAAGCAUAGGAAGCGGCAUCAGAGCACGGCUGAUGAUGUGAGUUCAGAUAAAGAGGAGACAAAGAAGUCCCGCAGGCAUGGCAGUGACCGUAGAAAGUCAAGAAAGCAUGCAUAUUCACCCGAAUCAGACAGCGAAAGCAGACAUAAAAGACACAGAAAAGAUCACCGCGAUGGAUCGAAACGGAGUGGUGACGAGGAGCUGGAAGAUGGCGAAUUGGGUGAGGAUGGGGAGAUCCAAUAGACACUUUUGUCCAUUUUGUUCAUCGGGCUAGUAGUUUUUGUCACAGCACUAAAGCUAUGGUAUUGAGACACCACUAACAUGAUAGCGCUUGUUUCUAUAUGCUUACCCCAUACCUGAAUACUCCCUGUCCCCAAAUUUCUUUUGUUUCAGGAUGUUUAACCUCUGGGGUAGUUUUAGUUUUUUGUGUCUAUUAAUAUACUUUUUGUUAGACAAUACACUUCGAGAUUUGAGAUGAAAUUAUAUUCACCUAUUCUAUA
Salvia hispanica is the source of this 3426-nucleotide messenger RNA. It is a transcript of the gene PRP40A, whose product is annotated as pre-mRNA-processing protein 40A. The record is from RefSeq and is a predicted model, not a curated record. Gene Ontology annotation, biological process: mRNA cis splicing, via spliceosome. Gene Ontology annotation, molecular function: protein binding; RNA binding. Gene Ontology annotation, cellular component: U2-type prespliceosome; U1 snRNP. Lineage: Eukaryota; Viridiplantae; Streptophyta; Magnoliopsida; Lamiales; Lamiaceae.